CAUGCAAGGGCUGAAGUCCGGAAGCUGAAGCUGCUCCAUGUCUCUGGCCUUCGACCUGAGCAACUCCGGCGGUGCUUAUCAACCACUGGACAGCGGAAGCGGCAAAGACGCGUCGGCAGCGGUCCCGCAGAGACACGCGAUGAGCAUGAGGGUCUCGUGGAUCAGGCAAUGGCGCCGCUAUAAACUGCCCGCCUUGGUUCUCAUGAUGAUGUUUCUGAUGUCCUGCCUUGCGUACCGCAUCAUGGGUGCCGAGCAGGAUGCUCCUCCCACGGACUUGCACCGCAGCUCCCCGCUGCUGGAUGCUUACGAGGAUUUCAGCGCGAUGCGGGCCGGCGACCUAAAGAUGCGCAUCGAGGAGAUGGUAAGAAUCAAGAGCACUGUGUCAGUGGAGCUACGCGAGCUAGAGUCCCGCCGCCAGAAACUGCAGUCGGACAUCAGUCAGUACAAUCAAAAAAUUGAGGAGCUGAAGCAGGAGCUGCUCCGUGAGCAGACCGAGUUGGAGCGUUUCAAGAUGUCCGUGGAGCAGGCGCAGGUGGCCCAGCGGGAGGCAGUGCAGCGCAACACUCCUGAUCUUGCCCUGCCGCGCACCCUCCUGCCCAACUCCCUGCCCCGAAAGAUGAAUACUGUCUCGACGGGCGUAGCCGCCUCCUGUGCGAUGCACAACUGCUUCGACCACUCCCGUUGCAGCCUCACCUCCGGCUUUCCAGUAUACCUUUAUGACCCCGACGAACACAACGUCCAGCGAACUGGCUACGAUAUCGAUGGCUUACUUAAGACAACUCUCUAACAAACGCUCGGCUA
Messenger RNA from Drosophila persimilis, 801 nucleotides. Its product is annotated as exostosin-3. Bases 38 to 787 code for a protein of 249 amino acids. The transcript has 3 exons. NCBI's taxonomy places the organism in Eukaryota, Metazoa, Arthropoda, Insecta, Diptera, Drosophilidae. The record is from RefSeq and is a predicted model, not a curated record.